AUGUCGGCCGAAGAAAACAUCAACACACCCGCUCCGGGCAAGGAUAGGAAAAAGAGCAAAGAGUCCAAAAAGAGCGCCGAAGAAGGGAGCGGAGGUGAGCACGACACGGGCGAGAAAUCGGUAUCGAGCGGGGACGAUGAGGUUUCAUUGGUCGACGUUGUACAGCAGAGUUUUUUCAAAGAGUUGAUGAGCAAGGCGGAACGGAGGACGAAGGAGCUCAAGUUAAACAUGAUGUCGCAGCUGAGCGAGGUUUUCAGGUUGUUCGAUAUAGAUCGCGAUGGCGUCAUUGGGGAGACCGAUUUGAAGUUUACCUUUUCGUCGCUCGGGGAGACUAACGUGCCGGAGGAGAAAAUAAAGAACAUGCUCAACGAGUGCCCCUGUCCCGUGGAUUUCGAGGCGUUUGUUGGUUUGUUCGAAUCCAAGGAGAUGGAAUUCGACUCCGAGAUCGAGUUGAUAAAAGCCUUUGCCAAGUGGGAUAGUCAAUACAAUGGCUUAAUUGUGGAGGAAAAGAUAAAAAAUGAUCUUAUGAGGAGGGGGGAUAGGUUUUCAGAGAAAGACGCGGAUAGAGCUUUGGAGGAGGCGCCGAUUUACGACCAGGCAGGCGAUCCCUCGAUAGACUACAUCGAGUUUUGUGCCAACCUUUGUGGCUUCCAGAACGCGAGAAACAGCGAAUUGUUUCAAGAAAAACGCUCGAGAAGUAGCUUCAAAAACUAA
Molecule: messenger RNA, 714 nt
Organism: Copidosoma floridanum
Lineage: Eukaryota; Metazoa; Arthropoda; Insecta; Hymenoptera; Encyrtidae
Product: myosin regulatory light chain LC-2, mantle muscle-like
Molecular function (GO): calcium ion binding
Source: RefSeq, a predicted model, not a curated record